CGUAACAGCUGAUUGUAAUGUUUUAGUUGUGUUUUGUUGUGAAAAGUUUUAAACGUUCUAAAUUGUAUCAAAUUUGAUGAGUUUUUAAGUAAUUUGGAAUAUUUCUAAUUGGAAAUGCAAAAUACUCCCAUAUAUAGAAAUCAGUAUUGGAGGCUCGCGCGUACUGCAUUUGUUCGGUAUCAUAGUAUACAACAUGGGGAAACUUAUUACGACAUACUUAAGGUUCGAAAUGACUGCAGUAACCAAGAAAUACGGAAUGCCUUUGUACAACUCUCAAAAAAGUUCCACCCCGAUGUUAAAGGCGUUAGUCCGGAUCCCAAGCAAACUGCACAGUUUGUAAAGAUUUCGGAAGCUUAUCAAAUACUCAGCAAACCUAAAACUCGUUCAGCAUAUGAUCAGCGUCUAUGGGAUGCGGGGGUAUUGCGGCCUGAACAGAGAUCUGGAUCUGGCGGUGUUAAGAAUAUGCACUCCUACGAAAUACAUAAGCCGUGGGAAAUUAAGCCAAAUUUUGAUCCAAACCCAGGACCCUAUUAUGGAGUUAAAGGAUUGGAGCGAAUUUCCAAUUUGAAGGUGGCGCUGGCGCUGGCACUUUUGGGAAUCGCAGGUGCAAUAUUUGGAUUUGUAUCCGUGAAUACGUAUUAUUUUUUCAGCCACUCCUUCACAUUCAAUCGCCAGAAAUUGGAUGCUAAAUCAGCGGAAGCGGGAAAUUAUCACGCUGCUAUACGCGCAGAUGCUGAGAAGUAUGGCAAUGAAGAGCAAUUGCGACGGAUGCUGAACCGAAUUUUAAAAGAAGAAAAAAGAACUGAGUGAAAUUAGGUUUGAAUAAAUUUUAGUUACUUGUUUAUAUUAAAAUCCCUUCUAACAAGAAAAAAUGUGAUAAAUAAAUCUUUGUGUAACAUUUUA
Messenger RNA from Anastrepha obliqua, 903 nucleotides. RefSeq names its product dnaJ-like protein 60. NCBI's taxonomy places the organism in Eukaryota, Metazoa, Arthropoda, Insecta, Diptera, Tephritidae. The record is from RefSeq and is a predicted model, not a curated record. Bases 115 to 810 code for a protein of 231 amino acids. The transcript has 5 exons.